Messenger RNA from Meira miltonrushii, 3010 nucleotides. RefSeq lists its product as uncharacterized. Lineage: Eukaryota; Fungi; Basidiomycota; Exobasidiomycetes; Exobasidiales; Brachybasidiaceae. The record is from RefSeq and is a predicted model, not a curated record. The transcript has a single exon. The coding region runs from base 33 to 2843 and encodes 936 amino acids.
UCCUCAUCAAACCAUUUCUACUAGGAGGUGAAAUGAUGAGCACCUCACGACAAAAUCCAUACAUAUUGGAUACAGUGGACUUAGGCGAUACAGAUGGAUUUGGGGUCGGUCUAGGAUUGAAUGUGGAUCAAGACUCUAAAAGAAGCAGGCCAGGCUCCUCUUCAUCUUUUCGUUCCAGCGAACAAAGAAACGUAGAAGCAGUUCAACAAACGCUUGAACCUCUUACCACUGCACGCAAUGAAAUCAAAUCAAUCGAAGAUCAAGCCUCUUCAUCCGGAAGCAAUCCUUCUUCUGCCAAUCGCCUUUUAGCACUUCCUCCUCCUCCACGACCGAAACGAAGGUCAAGGCAUGAACGAACAGUAAGUCAUUCAACCGACGGUGAAAAGGAUGGAGAAGGAGAUUUGGACGUACAAAUUGAAGCUGCUCUCAACUAUAUCUCGCGCCAUGGAAUGAGUACAAAUAUGGCUCAACGUGAUUCAGUCAAUUCAAAUAAAACUCGAUCACAAAAGCGAAUUCAUCGAAAUGCAGGCCUGAUGGGAACAUCUACUCAAGAAACAGAUCGUUUACGUAGCGAUUUCCAUAAAGCACUAUCCAGGAUAGCAGAACAAGCGGAGCACGGAAUGGAAAAUGGAAAAGAACAUGCGGCUUCAGGAAAGGGAAGCUCAACCAAUGGAAUGUCUCGCGCCCGACAACGAUCUGGUUCCAUCUUACGUGCUUUCUCAAAAGGAAGGUCGAAUUUCUCGUUCGAUUCUGCAAAGACAAUGCUCGGUACGCCUUCUAUGGGUUUCAGUACACCUUCACGCACGACACAGAUGACAUUUGACGCCUUACCGGAAAACGUUGUAGGGCCAAGUAAUCGAUUAGGAAUGGCAGACUUCGUUGCUUGGUCACCACAAGAAGCAUCGGAUAAGCGGUUGGGUAGUCCUGACCAAAGGCAAAGAAGUGUUUCAAAUGCUACGUCAACAUCAUCGAAUAGAAACAGUCGAUAUGAAACGCAAGAGAGUCCGAUUGCUCUCAAAAGACAAAGUAGCGAUCAAAGCCAAAUGUCGAGCAUGAUGGCAGCGCUCAAAGCGGCAAAGGAGGAAGCACGCGAAGCACAAACAACAAAAGCGAAACUGAUGACAGAGAUGGAACAGAUGUCUGAAGAGCUCUUUCUACAAGCGAAUGAGAUGGUAAAGCAGGAACGAAUCAAGAGCUCAGCAUUGGAAAAAGAGCUUGAAAGCUUAAAGUUGGCCAUGUCCAACGUUGCGACUGGUGCAAACGAUGCUGCUGAUCCGAUCGAUUUAACGAAUAGUAUCGAAGCAGGUGCUCAAAAUGAUAAUGAGGCAAUGAUGAUGGCAGCCGUUGCUGAUGCAUCAAGAGAGUGUGCUGAAGCGGAAGAAGAGGCGGAGGAAUGGCGCAAGCACUGUGAAGAACUAGAAUCUCGAAUCGUCAUUUUGGAAGAAGCAUUGUACAAUUCGAUGGCUCUCUUAUCGCAACGCGAAGGCUUAGAUGGGCUCGAAGAUGAAGAGGCAGAGCAGCAAGAAGCAGACGGACUUGACAAGAUACUAGAUUCAUCAGUACAGAAUGAAAGUCUCCACAACGUCAAAGAGCGCGAAUCUAUCGAUGAAACUCCUUCUAGAAACUCUUUGGUCAUCCCUCAAAAAGCUUUCUCUGAAAGCACGUCUUCUUUCUACAGUGCGGGUGAUCAAUCUUCAGUUGGACUACGUUCACCGGAAACAAAUACUCUUUCGCCCACUUUGACCGGUCCAUCAAACGAAGAAGAAGCUUCUACGGUGGAUACACUGUACAGUAAAGCUGAAAAUGGAAUUCAAAAAUCGCUGGCCGAUGAAGAAAGUGAAAGACCGAACGGGACGGGAGACGUGCCUGAGUCCAAUAUUGGUCGGGAGGACAAAGCUUCUUCUCAGCUCGAAGCAGAAAGCGUCCAAUCUACUUCUUCCCAUCAGUCAUCAUCUUCCUCGGCUGGCAGAGCUGCGAUGUUGCCUCGGUCAUCAUCAGUGAUUGGAUCAAGGAGACAAUCGCGUCAGACAUCUUUACCACCAAGAUUGCCUGAGCCAGUUUCCCCAUUGCCUAGCAUACCAAACGAGCAAAAUUGGUUGCCCAAGAUUGAGCAAGAGAAUGCAGAUGGCAAUCUUGAAGCGCUUUCGACGCAUCUUUUGUCUGCCCGUUUAAGCGAUGCUACAACCACUUCACGAUCUUCUUCUAACUUGAAGCACGAAAACGAUUUUAAUCAAUUCAGCAGCAAUGAUGACAUACAAAUAGUUCAGGAUGAUUGGCAUAAACCUUUGGUAAAGGUGAACGGCAGCGAGACUUUCAGAAGCGAAGGUAUCAAGACCGAACCUAUCGGACAACUUCCAAAGUUUGAAUCGUGCCCGCAAUUUGGUGAAAUCGGGAAGAAUAGAAGAUCACACAGCUCCCUUACGCCACAAGUUUACAGUCCUUCGAUAGAUGAAUCGGAUGACUUUGACAGGGAAAGUCAUGAAACCAGUAGAGCACGGAGUUAUAUUGCUCCGAGCUCAAGACCUUCAAUUAAAACUACUGAAAGUGCAAAAAAGAAAUCACUCAAACGCAACAUUCUGAAGAAUAUGCCGCCUGCAGCACCAACGGGACGAAAAGGGUCCAACUCAAUCGGUGAUGGGUCUAUUGCGUCUGUCAGCUUGUAUAGCGGCAUUUCUUCCCCCUCGAUGGAAAGUGAAUUGAAGAAAAGAAAUUCAAAUCAUGAUGAAAAUCAGCAAAACAGCAAGAUUCGUGAACAUUAUGCAAAAAUGCAUCAAACAUCUCCAGGCUUGCAGGAUGAUGCCAAGAAAAAGCAAUCUUUCGCGCGUAGAAAGAGAUUCAACUAAUUUCCCAUACGGUAAGCCAUUCUGGGAGAUGAUAGAUUAGGGAAUAGAGUACAGCAUGUCACUUUUUUGAAUAUUUGUGUGAUCUCUUUGAGGUAUACAGCAUGCCGUCCUUACCAAUUGUAUUUUUAUAAUCACAUCACAUUCGACCGAAUUUAUGCAGGUACCCC